ACGUGGCGUGUUCGAUUUGACGCACUGGUUUCAGCGGAAUGGUUGUGUGUACGCAUGGGUGUGUUCGAUUAGAUCCCUGGGAAUAAGCCGAGCAUUCAGGUGUGACAUCCAAAGGAAGCAGGUGAAAGCCGCUAUCUGGGUCAGGUCAAGCUCGAUCUGCACACACCGACAAUCCUGUGACAGCUUUACCGGGAAACGCAGGUAUUCAACAUACAAUGUACCCACAUAUACCGCGGCAUUUCGUGGCCUUGGGCGAAGGUUGCUUACAAAAAUAAUUCCUGGGUUACGGACGAAACGAUAAUUUAAUCUGUGGAAAAACCUGUUCUUUUCUUCAGGUGCAACACAUUGCACUUAGCGUGUUAAUCGGAUGUUAGUAACACAUUCCACUUGACAUUUGAUUGAGGUCAGGUAAACAAACGUUUGAUUUGAUUUCCUUGUUGUGAGGCUGCCCUUGCGGAACGUUGCAAUGUCUUGUAAGAAUAAAGGCGGACUUGGGGAUUAAUCCACGCGUAGCGGCUGGGCUGUACAUCGUGGAAGGCAGGAGACACAAGACGAGUGAUAUCAUAGUUAUAAUCCACCUCAGUCGGUGAGGGCCGGUUUACGUUGUCAGUGACUGUCGAGUAUCGAUUUAUACACCGAGGUGGCAUACCAUUCGUGUUUCAUGACAUGGUAUUAUUACACACGCCCGCAAGCUGGAAUAAACAAGGCCAACUCGCACACGGAACUGUCCAGCGAUCGGGAAUCCUCGCUCGCCUCGUGCUUGAUGUGCAAUUGACAUUGAAAUCGACAACUGUUAUACCCGUGGUGUUGAUAUAGGCUUUAUUCCGGGGAUGGUAAUUACAGCACAAUAAGCACGUGCUGAGUCAGUGGGAUAUUGACAAGCAUCUGAUUCAUGUACAUUACAGUCAUUCGGAUAUAACGUGUGUUCACCUGUGAUCUUCAAGUCAACUUUACCCAGGUGUGAGUGAAGGGGAGCAGGAUGUCCCAGAAGAAGACCUACGCCCAGAUCCGGGACGACCUACUGCGGGCUCGGUCCUACUUCGUCGACCCGGAGUUCCCUCCCAACGAGAAGUCUCUGUACAAGAGUGGCAGGAUAUCCCGGAGGUUUGGCAGAGUUGUCUGGAAGAGGCCGAUGGACAUCGCCAACAACCCUGUGUUUAUCCUGAACGAGGCGCGCCGUCAUGACCUUGACCAAGGUUACUUGGGUGACUGUUGGUUCGUGGCCGGAGCUGCCAUCUUAGCGACCUCGCACCGGAAGCAGCUGGAUCGGGUUGUACCACGUGACCAGGGCUUCGGAAAUGAAUAUGCAGGGAUCUUCCACUUCUACUUCUGGUGGUACGGGGAGUAUAAGGAAAUCAUCAUCGACGACUACCUCCCAACCAACGGCCACGGCCUCAUCUUCUGCCACAACAGGGAACGCACCAACGAGUUCUGGUCCGCCCUCAUGGAGAAGGCCUACGCCAAACUCAGGGGCAGCUAUGAGGCUCUGGACGGGGGGAAGCUGCAAGACGCACUGGUGGAUUUUACUGGAGGAAUAUCUGAGGCCGUCGACAUCCGGGACAAGGGGAAAAUAGCGAAGAAUAUAUUUGAGAUGCUCUUCAACUCCUUCAAGAUGAACUCGAUGAUUGGAGGAAGCAUAUUCCGUCCACCCAAUGCAACAACACCAGAAGUGCGCCUGUACAACGGUCUGUACAUGGGACAUGCGUACAGCAUAACAGGAUUCACUCAGAUAUCCUUUCAAGGUCGUGUUUGUCGCUUGCUCCGGCUCCGGAAUCCCUGGGGAAGGAAAGAGUGGAAUGGCUCUUGGUCAGACAGGUCUCGAGAAAUGGCGUCUGUAUCCGAAGAAAUCAAGAAUGAUCUUCGUUUUCGGGCAAGGGAGGAUGGCGAAUUCUGGAUUUCAAUAGAGGAUUUCCUGGCCAACUUUGACGAAAUCCAGCUCUGUCACCUGCAGCCUGAUGCUCUCACUGACGAGGUCGCCAUUGACGAAAACAAGAAUCACUGGAACGUGACGCUGUACCAUGAUUCAUGGAUCAGGGGCGUGACGGCUGGAGGGUGUGGCAACCCUCCCAAUCAGAAUCUGUACUGGAAGAAUCCGCAGUUUUUCGUGACUCUCCGUGAGUUUGACGACCGUCUUACGGACAACGACUGCACACUCAUCGUGUCUCUCAUGGAGAAGGAGAAGGGAGGGGAUGUCUCAAAAACAGCAAUAGGAUUUGAUGUCUACAAGUUAAAUAUCCCGGACUUCCGUCCGCUGGACGGACAGAGGGCGCCCCGCAAUGCUCUACUGUUGACGAAACGCUCAGGGUCCUACCAGUAUUACCGAGAAGUCUGUCGUCGAUUUGAGUUGCCUCCAGGGAAUUAUGUCGUAAUCCCGAGCACGUUCGAGCCCCACGAGGAAAGAGACUUCCUGCUUCGGCUGUUUACGGAAAAAAAGGCAGAAAGCGGAGUUAUGGACGAGGAUCCCGGGCCGGCAACUCCAAUCCAGCCAGUUGAAGACACAACAGCCGAUUUGUUUACCAAAUACUCAGGGGAAGAUGGACGAAUGGACUCCUCAGAACUAGCCAGGUUCCUGUCGGCCAUAUCUAAAACAGAAUUCACGGACCCACUGAACUUCAGUAACGAGGCGUGUCGGAGUCUCGUCAGUAUGAUGGAUCAAAACCAGACUGGGUUCGUGAACAUUGAUGAUGUGAAGAAAAUAUGGAAGGAAGUGAAGACGUUCUCCGGCGUAUUCAAGAAGUUUGACGCUGACAAAACGGGGAGUAUUGACACCUUUGAGUUGGGAUCCCUCUUCAGCGCGCUAGGCUUUCCUUUAAGUCGCGGAGUUCUGACUGCCAUAGUGAGGCGCUACGGCGGCCGUGACAACCGCAUCACCUUCGAAGACUUCGUCAUCGUCAUGUCCAAGCUUCUUCUUAUGUACAGUAUUUUCGUGAAGCACCAGAAGGGGCAGGGCAGCAGGGACGGUGUGGCAGAGUUCACCAGGAAUGAGUUUCUCAUGUACACGAUGUUUUGCUGAUAUCAAGGUGAAGGCCAUGAAGAAUGUGACGUCAUACUCCAUGCCGUAUUACUGGUGCUGACUAUACAUUGGUUUAAUAUGAACACAUGAAGUAGUUUCCUUACACAAUAAUGUCAGGGAGUUUAUCCAUCAAGACCAGGAGAAACAGUUCGCUUCGUUAAUCACAGAGUUAAUCAUAGAUAUUGAAUGUAAUCCGGUAGUCCCGGAUGCCACAACGGGGGACUACACUCCUUCAUGUGGUACCGAUGUUAAAUUGAAGUUAACACGUCCCAUGUUAAAUUGAAGUUAACACGUCCCAUGUUAAGAUGAAGUUAACACGUCCCAUGUUAAAU
Haliotis rubra (blacklip abalone) is the source of this 3345-nucleotide messenger RNA. RefSeq names its product calpain-9-like. Gene Ontology annotation, molecular function: calcium-dependent cysteine-type endopeptidase activity; calcium ion binding. Gene Ontology annotation, biological process: proteolysis. The transcript is spliced from 21 exons. NCBI's taxonomy places the organism in Eukaryota, Metazoa, Mollusca, Gastropoda, Lepetellida, Haliotidae. The record is from RefSeq and is a predicted model, not a curated record. The coding region runs from base 980 to 3013 and encodes 677 amino acids. Gene Ontology annotation, cellular component: cytoplasm.